Cordyceps militaris CM01 is the source of this 2733-nucleotide messenger RNA. RefSeq names its product pH response protein PalF. NCBI's taxonomy places the organism in Eukaryota, Fungi, Ascomycota, Sordariomycetes, Hypocreales, Cordycipitaceae. The record is from RefSeq and is a predicted model, not a curated record. Gene Ontology annotation, molecular function: protein-macromolecule adaptor activity; ubiquitin protein ligase binding. Gene Ontology annotation, biological process: ubiquitin-dependent endocytosis. Bases 1 to 2733 code for a protein of 910 amino acids. The transcript is spliced from 3 exons. Gene Ontology annotation, cellular component: plasma membrane; cytoplasm; cytosol.
AUGUGCUUCACUACUUUGCCAUUGGCUGGCCAGUUUGUUUCCUCCCGCUCGUCGACGUCGCCGCCCAUGCCACUCGCCGCCGCAGAUUCGCACCACGGCGGCGGCAUCAGCAGCAGCAGCAGCAACGCGAAUAACGCCGGCGCACCCUCCGAGGACGAUCCAAAGACGACAGCAGCUGCUGCUGCGACGGCGGCGGCGGCUUCCAGCAGGCCGCCGGCGUCGUCUCCAGUCGCCGCUGCUGCUCCCGCCGGCGCGAUAGCUUCAACGGCCGCGCUUCGAAACAGCGCCGCCCACGACAAUGCGGCCGCCUCUGCGCCCUCGUCGUCCGCCAAACCCGCCGCGCCGCCAUCCAUCAACUCGUCCACCUCCAACACCUCCACAUCGCGCACCUCCGCUCUCUUGUCGCGCCUUAACCUGCCCUCCUUUACCAUACGCUCUCGCAAUCGCAACGUCGUCGACUUUCACAUUCGCCCCGACGAGCCGCACAGGACGUACAGCGCUGGCGACGCCGUUCGCGGCCACGUCAACAUUGCCGUCGUCAAGCCGAUCCGCAUCACGCAUCUCGUCGUCGCCCUCCACGGCUAUAUUCACGUUUUCAAGGAUGCCUCCGCCAAGGCCAAGGCUAGUGGCUCCCCCGUACCGCCGCGCGGAGGCAUCUCCGAACUGCCCCAGUACCACGGCAAUGGCCUCGCCAGCCUCUUCCAGGACGAGCAAGUUCUCGCUGGCGAGGGUCGGCUCGAAGCCGGGCGCUAUGAAUUUGGCUUUGAGCUCAUCUUCCCCGACAUUGGCCUCCCAAGCAGCAUUGACUUUGAACGCGGUACUGUAUCAUACAUGAUUACAGCGACACUGACGAGACCGACUGCCAUUGCUCCCACCAUGUCAUGCGACAAGCGUGUUCUACUUCUCGAAAAGAUUGACAUUGGUCACUUACCACCCCCGCGAUCGCGGACGAUAUUCCUCGAGCCCAUUUCGAAGCGUACACGGCGGAAACGUUCCACCAUACUCGAUAAGCCGCCGGUUAUCGUCCCAGAGCCGCCAUCGACCGGCGCACCUAAUGAUCACACCUCCGAAGCAGGUUCAGUAGAACAAAGCGCCACCCCUGACUCUGCGCGCGACAGCACGCACCCGGAAAGCAGUCGCGGACCGCCUACGCAGAUUGACGUGCGGAGUGAAAUUAGCGGCGAAAGCGCUCGUAGUAUCAGCACUGCCGUGAGUCGCAGCGACGUCACGCCACUCUCGCACGCAUCUACGUUCAAGUCGCCUUCGAAGCAAAAGCUUGUCGACAACAAAACCAUUACCGCAACAAUUGAACUGGUCAAGGGUGGCUGUCUGGCUGGCGACAUGGUUUCCGUUCGCGUAUCCGUGCAACACAUUAAGCGUUUGAAAAGUUUGACGGGCGUCAUUGUGACAUUGUUUCGCCAGAGCAAAAUCGACUCUGCGCCAGCUGCGUCGCUGUUUUCCGGAAACGACCUUGAAGCUAUUGGCGAUGACGGAUACCCCAGGUCAAGAACAGGACUGGCUGGCUUGUCGCUGUCAUCAACAGGUUCGACGAGCAUGUUUCGCAAAGACUUGGACCAGAAUACGGCGCCGCUGAUCAUCGACCCUUCAUCGCUGCAUGCGUCGGUGACAUGCUCACUGAAGCUUCCAGAUGACGCAUUUCCCACGAUACGAGGCGUUCCUGGCGCCAUGGUCAGCUUCCGCUAUCACAUCGAAGUCAUUGUCGACUUGGGUGGCAGGCUCUCGGGCCAGAUGCUUCAAGGCGGGCAACAGGCUACGACUCGCCUGGGCCAGUACAUGACGUCUGGCGUCGACAAUGCCUAUGGCCCACGAGUAGCAACCAAUAUUAUCGAUACGACUCCGCUCCGGCGCCAAAAAGGCGUCGUUUCGGUGUCUAUGGAAACAGUCGUGGGCACAGUCGACAGCUCUCGGCGGCGGAAGCCUCUCCGAAUAUCACCCCGUCAUCCACCACCACGCGUGCCGGAAAGUGACGAGGAUGAAAUAAUCCGUGCCGAAUUGAAUGAGCGCCCAGCGCUUGCCGGAUCUCCCGCCAUAUAUACCACAACUCCAAGUGACCGCAACUAUGCCUCGCAGCCGCCAUUCUUGCAGCCCCCUCGCCCUCGCGCGGGCCCCUCAGGACCGUCCCAGCCCGAUUAUCACACGCAUAGUCACGCCAAUGGCUACUCGCGCGAGGCUGCCCCAGCCUACAUCCCGCAGCCACAAAUGCCUGAUUCCCGCAACAUGUCGGAAAAGGAGCGCAUACGGCAGGCGGAAACGCGCCUUCUGCCGAGCCAGCCUUCUGCUGCUGGUCCAUCCUCGUCAGCCUCGGCGCCAGACGACGACAAUAUUUACGAUGCACAGGAGCCGCUCCGUCUCCCCCCUACUGCUGGGCCCUCAGCGCCCACGGAAGACGAGGCGGCUGCAGGACCAUCUGCCCCGAGCGAGGAUGACCUACACGGCUCGGCUGCCUUUCCAGCCGAGGACAAGCAAGAGCUCGAGCGCCAGCGCCUGAUCAACGAGGCGAGCGCGCCGCCGGAAUUCCCGGAAGACAUGGAGCGGUCCGGCGACCCGGGCCCUGCGACCGAGACGGAUGCCGAGCCGAGCGCACCGGUGUUCAACGAGGACGAAGAGGAGCUGACCGGGUAUGGCGUCGGUGCCGGGCCGUCGUCUUCUGCUGAUCCGUCGCGAAGCGCUCAAAGGCCAACCGGCGAGCAACUCCCUGCGUACCAGCGGUGA